This is a messenger RNA of Nerophis ophidion (straightnose pipefish), 8947 nucleotides long. It is a transcript of the gene ralgapa2, whose product is annotated as Ral GTPase activating protein catalytic subunit alpha 2. Gene Ontology annotation, molecular function: GTPase activator activity. The coding region runs from base 278 to 6547 and encodes 2089 amino acids. NCBI's taxonomy places the organism in Eukaryota, Metazoa, Chordata, Actinopteri, Syngnathiformes, Syngnathidae. The transcript is spliced from 42 exons. The record is from RefSeq and is a predicted model, not a curated record. Gene Ontology annotation, cellular component: nucleus; cytoplasm. Gene Ontology annotation, biological process: positive regulation of GTPase activity; regulation of small GTPase mediated signal transduction.
GGUUUCAAAAAGGUUGGUGACCCCUGCUGUAGGAGUACGUGAAAUGUUCAUUAAAAAGUAUCCACAGAGCAAUUGAAAAUGUGAGGCGGACCCGUAUCACCAGACCACUCCUUGCUGUCAAGACGCGCUUCCGUGUUUACACUCUCGCCAAAAAAAAACCCCACAGAGCGGCGGCUCUGGAGCGAAUGUUUACCGAGCACGCAUCGAGUCACACUGGAGCCUCGCUGCAUGGUAACAACACAGGUGACCGGCUACCGCGGUUAGAUUUUAUACCGUAAUGUUCACUCGAAAGGGUCAUGGAGACGUCAAGAAAUCUACACAGAAAGUUUUGGACACAAAGAAGGAUGUUCUGACUCGGCUGAAGCACCUGCGCUCGCUGUUAGAUAUCAUUGACAAGAGUGAGCUGAAGCCUUUCUUCGAGAACAACUGUUCACAGAUUUAUUUUAUAUUUUAUGAAAAUUUCAUUACACUGGAAAGUAACUUAAAGCAAAAAGGGAUCAAAUCUCAACGGGAGGAGCUGGACUCCAUCCUCUUUAUUUUUGAAAAAAUUCUGCAACUUCUGCCGGAGAAAAUCUACAACCGAUGGCAGUUUCACAGUAUAGGUUCAAUUCUGAAAAAGCUUCUACACACUGGAAAUUCAUUCAAGAUCCGAUGUGAAGGGAUUCGUCUCUUCUUGCUGUGGCUGCAGGCCCUGAGAGACAACUGUGCUGAGGAGCAGUUUCUUAUCUUUGCCUGUCUGGUACCAGGUUUUCCUGCAGUGCCCUCAUCCAGAGGGCCUUGCACCCUUGACACCAUCAUAUACAACCCCUUCUCUAACCCUCCUGACGCCAAGGUGGUGCCAGAAGAGAUCACCCCCCUUGUUCCUGCUGGGGUCGGUGAAAAGGUAGCAGAUGACCAGACUUGUUACAUUCUUGAAACCCUGCUCAAGUUCAUGGUGAUCCAGGCAUCCAGUUUAGAGUGGAGGAACAGAGAGAACCAGGAAACGGGCUUCCGAUUUCUCUUCAGCCUGUUCAAGAAGUACUACCUUCCACAUAUCUUCCCCUCCUUCACUAAACUCACUAAUCUCUACAAGCCUUUAUUAGGGUUGCGGGGGGUGCUGGAGCCAAUCACAGAUGCAUUUGGGCAGAAAGUGGGGUUCACCAUGGACAUGUCCCCACCUCAUGGCAGGGCCAGCACAGAUAGACAACAUUCACACCUUCCACAUCAUAGACCAAAACCCCUGUAUGUACCAGUGACAAGGAACAAUGAGAGCACCUUCUGCACCAGGGACCAGUACCUGGCGCCUCGUGUGGCCUUCAUCACUUGGCUAGUCACCUUCUUUUUGAAGAAGAAGUAUGUCAGUAGUGCUGUGCCAGCUCCAAGCACCAAGAACGGCACCGAAGUCCUUCCCAAACUCAUCCAGACUGUCACUGCAGGCAGUAGCAGCCAGGAGAAGGAAAAGGAGAAGAUUUUAGACACCGAUACGAAUGGAACUGCGGGGGAGACUGAGAAGAGCCAUUCCAACAGCAGCACUCUAUCAGACCGACGGGCCAGUGAUUCCAGUUUAUGUAGCAUCGAGGAGGAGCACCGCUAUGUCUAUGACAUGGUGCAUGCCAUCCUACUAUCAACCAGGGACAAUGUGAAUUUUGUAAACGAGGUCUUCCACCAGGCUUUUUUGUUACCGUCGUGUGAGGCAUCGGCAACCAGAAAGGUGAUCAAAGUGUACCGAACGUGGCUACUGCAGGAAAAGCCCAGCUUUAUGAAAGAGCCUGAGAGAAUUAUGGAGGAGGAUGAAAUGGAUGAUGGCACUGAACAGAUAAUUAGUGCAGAAAAUAACAACAUGGAAGCACAGACACUGGAGAGUCGUGGCCACAAGCGGUCGUCGAGCUGGGGGAGGACCUACUCUUUCAGCAGUGCCAUCAGUCGAGGCUUCUUCACUGAGGAGCAAAACAGGGACAUCAAGGCAGGCUUCCAGCCCACACUACAGGUAUUCCUGACCAACUCUUCCAAUGUGUUCCUGCUGGAGCCGUGCCAGGAUGUACCUAAGCUUCUGGAAAAUCAAGUUGAGGUGUGCAAGUGUGUGCUAAGCAUCUACCGACACAUGAUCAUGGAGCACACAAUGGACUCACAGACAUGGGAGCAGCUGUUGCAGGUGCUACUGAGAAUCACUGAAGCUGUGAUGAAGAGACCUUUAGAAAACCAAAGGAAAGACAGCUUUGCUGAAAGUUUGGCAUCUAUACUUUUUCGGACUAUCAUUGUGGCGUGGGUGCGAGCCAAUCUCUGCGUAUACAUCUCACGGGAGCUGUGGGAUGAGCUGCUAACUAUGUUGUCAUCACUGACGUACUGGGAGGAGCUGGUGACAGAGUGGGCCAGCAUCAUGGAUUCUCUUACAGCUGUGCUGGCCCGCUCCGUUUAUGGCCUGGACAUGGCCAACCUGCCGCUGGACAAACUCAGUGAACAGAAGGAGAAGAAGCAGCGAGCACGUGGAGUGUUCCCGUCUUCCCAGAAGGCAACAGCAGUGGCGCGGUCCUUCUCACUAAGUUGGAGAAACCAAGGGGAAGCGGGCGGGUCAGGAGUUCAGGAACCAAUGAGAAUUCGCUCUGCCACCACAUCUGGUGACCCGGGUGUGGAGAAGGCCCGCAACAUUGUCCGACAGAAGGCUUCUGCUAAGCGAAGCCAGUCCAUCAGCAACUGUGUUCACCUAUGCGAGGCUAUGCCCACAACUAAAAGUGUUCCUAUGCUGCUCCACACUGUGAGCUCUUUCUUGCCUGGUAACUCUGCUUGCUCUCACAGACUCUCAGAUGUAGAGGAGUGUCAGCUUUCGGAAUGUGGGGAGGAGCUAGGAGGAGGAGAGAGCCCACUCCUCCGCAGCAGCAGCACCUCAGACAUAACCGAGCAACUCUCUGAUACAUUACAAGCCCAAAAGAGAGAGAACUCGCCUACUUCCUGUGGUUCUGAAAGCAGAUCUUCUGAAGAGAGAAGAGAGAAUAUUGAGCCUCCAAUGAUCCUGAUCCGGCGAAGCAGCAGUCCAGCUGAGACGGAAAACCUUUCUGAGAGUUACCAGUACACAAGGGCAAAGCUCCGAGAGAAAAGCGAAAGUAUAAGUAGCGAGACGUCCAAUGGCUACCUGAAUGAAGCAGAGGUUACAUGGCAGGCCUUUGAGGGGGAGGCUGACAGUCAGUCCACUCAGUCAACCCAUAUGGACGUGAUCGCUGACCCGCAAAGCCAGAGGAGUCUGCUGCUUAGUCACCAUGAAGCUCUAGCAGGUCCUGAGUGUGCUCUCCCUUCCCACUCUAUACCCCCACCCGAACACCACUACCACUACCCUCAGAACCCCCCCGCCUCCCCAGCUCUCAUGGUGCACACUGAGUGCCCGCAGGAUCGCCCCGUGGAUGACAACAUGCAUCAGUCUGUGUUACAUAUGCCACACCACUUGGACAGCAGCGAGUGCCUGGCUGAUGAUGUCAGCAUAAUUGCUGGUGGGACCCUGACAGGAUGGCACGCUGACUCGGCCUUCGUCCUCUGGAGGAGGAUUUUAGGUAUACUUGGAGAUGUGAACAACAUCCGAUGUCCCAAAAUCCAUGCCAAGGUCUUUUCGUAUCUUUAUGAACUCUGGAAAAAACUUGCCAAGAUCCGAGACAACCUUGGAAUUAGCGUGGACAACCAAUCAUCUCCUCCCCAGCCUGCCUUCAUUCCUCCCCUCCGUAUGCUCGCCUCAUGGCUCUUCAGGGCCACCAUGCUUCCAUCAGAAUACAAGGCAGGAAAACUGCAGGCCUACAAGUUGAUAUGUGAGAUGAUGACCAGGCACCAGGAUGUCCUCCCAAACAGUGACUUCCUGGUGCACCUUUAUCACGUCGUGCACCAGGGUUUGACAAGCGAUGAUCAGGAUGCUUUAAACACCAUUAUCCGUUACUGCACUCCACGAUUCUUCUUCCUUGGCCUGCCGGGUUUCACAAUGCUGAUUGGAGAUUUCAUCACUGCUGCUGCCCGCGUCCUCAGUUGUGACUCUUCAGAGGCUCCCAGGAUGGAGGCUCAGACAAUUCUUGGCUCUUUAGUAUGUUUUCCCAAUAUUUACGUCAAUAUUCCAGUCCUGCGAAGUGUAGCUGGUUCUGAUGACAUUGCUGUAGGAAAUGAGGACAUCAAGGAUUAUCUUGUCAACAUCCUCCUUGAGGCCGCAACAAAGGAACACUGUGAAGGGGCUCGGUGUAUUGCUGUGUGCAGUCUGGGCCUGUGGGUGUGCGAGGAGCUGAUGCAAGAAAAAAUUCAUGACCAGGUGAAAGAUGCCAUCAAUGUCCUGGGAGUAACACUUAAGUUUGGAAACAAAGCCGUGGCUCAGGUAGCCUGUGACGUGUUUCGGUUGCUUAUCUCUCACUGGGAACCUCUCCGAAAUUUGGAUCCCACUGUUCCAAAGAAAAUUAUUGAGAUAUUUGUGGCCACAAUAGCCUUUUUGUUGCCAAGCGCAGAGCACUCAACAGUGGAAGCGGACAAAAAGUUGAUGGUGUCCCUGCUGUUAUGUCUUUUGGACUGGUGCAUGGCUCUUCCCUUGAGUCUGCUGUUUGAACCUAUUACCAUGUCUUUACUGGAGGACAACACAUCCCACAAAGCCCCAAUUCUGGACUACAUAUACAGGGUGCUGCACUGCUGUGUGUCAGGCUCCACGCUCCACACUCAGCAAAGCCACUACCUCCUCAGCCUGGCAGACUUGUCCACGGACUACGACCUCAUGUUGGGACAAGUUAAGAGCUUUGAGCCACCACCCUCCCAGCCGACAACCACAGACUUUGGCAGCUUGCUCACCGUAGCAGAGGAAAAGCGUCGACGCAGCAUGGAGCUGAUUCCCCUGACAGCAAGGAUGGUCAUGACACAUCUGGUAAAUCAUUUGGGCCAUCAUCCUCUGAGUGGAGGCCCUGCCCUCCUUCACAGUCUAGUGAGUGAAAAUCACGACAAUCCAUACGUGGAGUCAUCCGAGAUGUCCUCAGAGGUCUUCAAAAGCCCCAAUUUGCAGCUAUUUGUUUUCAAUGACACCACACUAGUGUCCUACCUGCAGAUUCCUGCUGAGUCCCCCUCUGUCGGACACCCAACCCCUCACCGGUCCUCCCAGGUGCGCAUCAUUGUGCGUGACAUUUCAGGCAAAUACGCGUGGGAUGGGUCGAUUCUGUUUGCAACCACUCAGGAAGACUCUGAUCAUACUGGAGUUUUUAAUUCAGUGGAUCAUACAUUUUUGCCAUCUACUACUCCCCUACACAGCAAAACAUUGCCCAGUUCUCCAACAAGAGGGCGGUCCAAGUAUCAUUCCUCAGUCUCAGAUUCCCUCUCCGACUCAAGCGAUGUAGAAGAGGUGGAUGUCCUUGAUAAACUUUUAGAGGAACUUGGCCAGGCCAGCCCAGAAUGCCUGCCCCAGUCUCAUUUCAAACUAAACCAGCCAGCCCCGUCACCCUUAGGCAUGAACCUAGAGCUAGAGGACGCCAUCCUUGGUGCCAUUCUCCGCCAGACUCAACAGGAGGAAGAGCAGGUGCGAAGGUGGGACUCUGAUGUUAGCUUUCAGGCUGCCGGCAUGAGGGAGCCGUCCCACCAGGAACCCAAAGCACCUUUUUAUUUUUGUCGAUUGCUGCUUAAUGAUCUUGGAAUGAACUCCUGGGACCGAAGGAAAAGUUUCCAUUUGCUGAAGAAGAACUCCAAAUUGUUAAGGGAACUAAAGAACUUGGAUUCCAGACAGUGUCGAGAAACGCACAAGAUCGCUGUGUUCUAUAUUGGUGAGGGCCAAGAAGACAAGUGCUCCAUCCUGUCUAACAGUGCCGGCAGCAAGGACUAUGAAGACUUUGUAUCCGGGCUCGGAUGGGAGGUGGACCUAGCCACACACUGUGGCUUCAUGGGCGGCCUCCAGCGGAAUGGCAGCACAGGCCUAACUGCUCCAUACCAUGCUACCUCCACUGUGGAAGCCAUCUUCCACGUCUCUACGCGCAUGCCAUCUGAUUCUGAUGACUGCCUCACCAAAAAGCUGCGUCACCUUGGAAAUGACGAGGUACACAUCGUGUGGUCAGAGCACACCAGAGACUACCGGCGUGGCAUCAUUCCAACUGACUUUGGAGACGUGCUUAUUGUCAUCUACCCAAUGAAGAACCACAUGUUUUUUAUCCAGAUCAUGAAGAAACCGCAGGUUCCCUUCUUUGGGCCUCUAUUUAAUGGUGCCAUCAUCAAUGGGAAGCUACUGCCAAGCUUAGUGCGGGCCACUUGCAUCAAUGCCAGCAGAGCUGUCAAGUCCCGAUUGACUCUCUACCAGAGUUUCUACGAAGAAAGGGCGCUCUACUUGGAGGCCAUUGUCCAGAAUCACAGAGAGGUCAUGACAUUUGAAGACUUUGCCUCGCAGGUGUUCUCUCCCUCCCCAGGCUAUACAACAAGUGGGACAGGUUCCCUCUCCAGCAGCACAAACACCGAAGUCUCCGCCACCACUGCAUCAUCGACAGACCCUGUUGACCAGGUUUCUCCCAGCAUGCCCCGCGCCGCAAGGAACCGAGUUUCUGGAAAACUUCGCAGAUCGGCGAGUGCAAUAAGCAAAUCGUCCAAUUAAAUGUUCAAGUGCGGCAUUGUAAUUCUUGAAGAGCGGCGACUGCAAGAGCUUGGUAGUUUGUUUGUUUUUAAUCUCACGCAUAACUAGAGGGCGAUGCAAUGUUUAAUUUAAGUGUCGAUUUGUUUGGGCAUUCCCUCUAAGACCAACAGCCUUGUGUUCAGCCACUUUGACGGUUGUGUCUUAUGGAAAUAUGAGAAGUGUCUUUUUUCUUUUCUUUUUUUUAGUCUUGUCUCCUCUAAUGCAUUGGGGGAAGAGCACUUUCUUGGAAAUGGGACUCCUUUAUUGCUACUCUUAAUGUAACAGCACUGAUGACAUAGAUCAGCUUGUCUUUCAUUUAUAAACCAAUCCGCUUCGCUCUUUUGCUUUUUUGCAUUCGUGUCAAACGUGCCCCUUGUGCUAAGUGGGGCCCUCGGCACCAGCUGCCAACAAGUGAAGUAGCAGCACACGCAGUUUUUAAAGACCGAGUGGGCAAUCGGUGACAUCUUUCUAACUUGAGUGGAACUGAAAAGUUUGCUGGGAUUCUUUUUUUCCUUUUUUUAACCACUCUAAAUUUCCUUUUUAAACGAAUUCAAAUAGAUUUUGUCAUGAUUUGAUUUAUGCAACUAUGCUGGAAUGAGAAAAGACUGCGUUUGUAAUUGCAUUGUGAUGUUGUUAACAUAGGCUCGUGUCCGGUAAUUGAAUAAGUCCCUCCUGUCUCUUUCCUCCUCGAUUAGUUUCCCUGUCCUCUGACAUCGACAUUCCAACAUUCCGGCCAUUGAUUUUUUUUUCUUUCUUUUUUUUUUCUGUGCACUCUUUCUUCUUCCCUAUAUGAAUUUAAUUUCCCCCUUGUGUUUCUUUAGUGUAAAUAGAGAGUCGUAUUUUAUGAAUUAUUGUUGAUGUUGUGUUGGUGUGUAUUGUAAAGCUACUGCAAGAGCCUCAGGUGAAUCUUAGCACCAAGCACUGAUGAGUGUGUUUGUGUGUGAGACAUUUUCUCCCAGUGCCUGUGUAACGUCUUGUCCUCCGUGUGAGACAAAACACGGUCGCCCUUUUGUCACGACUGUGUUUGCAUCCCCUGUGACCCCACAACAAAAACAACAGCAGAUGGAUUUCCAAUGGCGGGGUUCUCUUAAUUGUAGGUGCUGCGCUUUUCCCUAUUUGUCUUCACCUGUGAACGGAAUCAAGUGGCUCCGUCUCCUCCCCAUUCCCAUGAUCCCCUUUCCCCCCGACUCGCCGCCAGGUUGAGUUUGACUCGGGAUGCCUGAGGUGAGCUCCCACAACUCUCCUAGCAACGGCCAAGCUGGCAAUCUCGCCUCUCCCCAAGCAGCUCACGUUGCCAUGGCAGCCAGGUGAUUCCCCCACAUACAUACAUAGGUGCCCUCUGAGGACUUCGGCCCUGACUGCAACCUCAUCCCCAUGUGGUCGCAUUAAGAUGCCUUACUUUUCCACUGCUUCUCCUCGCUCGUCUCACCUGUUGUGUUUGCUCAUGUGGGAUGCAAACAGCAGCUACACAAUGUUUGUGCGUCUUCUGUUUGGAAGAAUGUCUACACUGUAAAAAUGUUCAUUGUAAAUUCACAGCAUAUUACUGGCUAAUAAUUGUGUUACUUUCUCAGUAGCAUUUAUGUAAUGUACUGUGAAAGCACAGUUAAUUGCUGUGAAUAGAAGGGUGAUUUUUUUACAGGCUUGUGUUGUAAUGUUGCAGUGACUUGAUUACAGCAUUUUAUUGUGGAAUAAGGGUAUCAUCAUUUUUGCAGUCGUGUUGUAAUGUUAUGGUAACUUCUGAUUACAGUAUUUUACUGUGAAAUAAGGGCAUCGUAAUUUUUACAAUCAUGUUGCGGGACAAGCGGUAGAAAAUGGAUGGAUGGAUGGUGUUGUAAUGUUACAGUAACUUUUAAUUGCGGUAUUUUCCUGUGAAAAUAACAGUUAAUUGCUGUGAAAUACAAGGUUAUUGUAAUUUUUACAGUCAUGUGUCGCAAUCUUCCAGUAACUUUUGAUUACAAUGCUGUGGGGGAAAAAAUACUAUAAAUCAUGAUACAUUUUUACAGUGUACAGUAGAUGUCGGUCACAUUAAGAGUUUUUAUUCCACUUGAAUCUAAGAUUGUAGCAAAGUGAUGAUGCCUGUGCACUAUAGUCAUUACAGGUGGACCAAGAUUAAAGCAAAUGUCUUUUGUGAUUAAAUUGAUUGGAGGUUAGUUCUCCUUUUUAGCCUUCCUUGUACAUCGCGUCAAAUUUGAACUUUAAUAUAAAUAUAUGAACGCUUGUAAUAUUAUCUUUUUUAUACAUACAAGAGAGAGCAGGGAUUUCCAAGGGGAAAAAAAGUGAAGGGAUUUCAGCAUCAACAUAUCAAAUUGUUUUUAACGGCUUGCUACCUUUAUUAGAAAUGUAAACAUUGGAACAUUUCAUUAAAUGCAGUUUUAAAUUGUA